Messenger RNA from Penaeus chinensis, 1234 nucleotides. RefSeq lists its product as uncharacterized. NCBI's taxonomy places the organism in Eukaryota, Metazoa, Arthropoda, Malacostraca, Decapoda, Penaeidae. The transcript is spliced from 3 exons. The record is from RefSeq and is a predicted model, not a curated record. The coding region runs from base 1 to 1098 and encodes 365 amino acids.
AUGUCUGGUGGCGCUCGGUCCCCUGCCGCGGGAUGUGUCUGCUGGGAAGGCCGAAAGCCCUCCGAAGCAAGCGGGAGACUGGCGAAGAGAGAAGUGCGAGCGGAGGGGGAGCAAGCGAGUGAGUGCCUCGAAGUGGAAGUGUUGACCAACAAGACGUUUCAGCCGAUCAAGAACGUCAGGCAGUUGCACUACACCUUCUUCUUGCGGCCACGGCCGGAGUUUAUAGACAUCAAGUUCAACAUGAUGAUCGACAACCUGUGGAACCUGGCGCGGCCGUACGAGAGCUCCGAAACCAUCGUGUUCUCGCUGGCCGAUGUCGAGGAGGCGGCCGAGCGCCAGAGCUGGGUCGAGAUCACGGCCGACUACUUCAAGCACGAGGUGAUUAACGGCCGCGACAAGCACGGUCUGAGGGUGACCGUCGGGAACGUGACUCGCAAGAUGAUCUCCAGCCGCUGGUGGCGAACGCACACCUUCGAGGGGUUCCUGGUGUCCGCCAGGGGCCCCGCCACGUUGCUCUUCGACUGCCCGCCGCAGGAGGUGGCCGCCCCCGUGCCCGUGCGCCUCAUGAAGACGCCGGUGUUGAUGGGCGGCAUCCUGGUGCUGGCCUUCCUGCUGGUGGUCGUGCCCUGGGUGUGCUUCGUGUACAGGAGGCGCGCCAACGCAGACCUCAGCGAAGCCCCGGACGUCCCGCCGCUCCCCAAGUCUCUUCAGCUCCUGGAGAAGAACAAGGUAAGCAAGUGCCCGGACCAGGAGAACGUGUACGAGGAGUUCGACGAGGACACCCUCUCUCGCCUCCGUCAGAAGCUUUACCCUCAGAACCUCCGGGGAGAGAAGAAGGGCCCGGGCGAUUCCGAGGCGCCCGUGUACCAUCACUACGAGAAGCUGGGCAAGCCUCGCCCUCUCCUGCGGCAGAAGGCGGUGGAGACGACGGAGAAGAGCGCCCCGGCGGAGAACUACUACGAGAAUGCCCCCACGAUGUCGCUGAGGGAGGAGAAGGAGAAGCUGCGCAAAGAGGACCGCCAGAGGAGUCUGAGCGAGAGCCACUACGUCGAGAUGCACGGGAUUCUCAACCGGCGAUCGUUCGAUUUUUCGAAGUGAAUGGGUUGGAGAGGAAGCCGUGGGUUCGGGAAGCCGUUAGAGGACUGGAUCUUCUUCCCUUUAUACUUUUGAUUCGAUUUUACGAAGGGAGUUGGGCGUCUGCGAAGAGGAUUGGAUCUUCUAGCGUUUCUAUUUA